AUGGCCACCUGGCUGUGCCAGGGGUGGCUCCUCUCCCUGCUCAUGGAGGUCCUGCUCAGCCUCCUGAGCCCAGCUUCAUCCUCCGAGACCGUGACGUCUGAAGACGCUGCGCUGCUGGAGGGGGUGCCUGAGGACAUCCUCUGCUUCUCCCGCUCCUUUGAGGACCUCACAUGCUUCUGGGAUGAAGAGGASGAGGAGGAGGCCAACGGCGGGAAGUGCCGCUUCUACUACUGGUACAGCAGGGAGGAGCCCAAGGCGUGCGCCGUCUCCACACAGAGCCGUGAGGCCGGCGGGACACGGCACGUGUGCGUGUUCCCCAGCCAGGACGUGCGGCUCUUCAGCCAGCUCUCCAUCCUCGUCGUGAACAGCACCAGCAACCAGACCAAGCACUCGCGGGAGCUCAGCGUGGAGGCUGUGGGUCUCAUUGCCCCACCAGCCAACAUCACGGCCACCUGGACCGGGGCCGCGGGGCAGCUGUGGGUCACCUGGCAGCCCCCACUUGCUGACUACSUGAACUUCUUCCUCUACGAGGUCCGUUACUGCGCGGAGGGCUCUGCGGAGGUGCCCUGCAGCCUGACGCUGGAGCCCAGCAGGCGGCCAGUCCUGCAGGCCAGCGGCACCCAGGCACCCUGGCACUCUGUAGGAGCUGCAGUCUCGGCAGGACCUGGGCAAGAGCUGGUGCAGACCGACAGCUGGCUACUGCUUCAGGACCUGCGGCCUGGCCUCAGGUACCACAUCCAGGUGCGCAGCAAGCCCGACGGCCUCUCCAUGGACGGCGUGUGGGGGCCCUGGUCCCAGGCAGUGGUUGCAGAGACACCCCAUUCCUCUGGAGACAUCGGCCUGCUCUGCACCACCCCCGACCUGCAGCGCGUGCACUGCGAGUGGAGCUGGGACCCCACUGACGCCGGCAGCUCCCACACACUCUUCUACCGGGCACCCCCGAGCAGGGCUGGCACAAGGGACAACGUGUGGCAGCGGUGCGAGGCAGCCAGCGUGGACGCCCACGGCACCCACACCUGCACCUUUCAGCCCCUGACUGGCAGAGCCAUCGCCGUCCUGGUGAACGUCACCGGGCCCCGUGCGCAGCCCACGCGCAGCUACUUCAAGGAACCCUUCUGGUUGCACCAGGCUGUGCUCACAGACCCGCCGCAGCUCCUGCAGGCCACGGUGGUGCAGGGCAGGCUCAGCCUGCAGUGGGUGCCACCCCUGGAGGAGCUGGCGGAGCAGCUGGUCUAUCAGCUCCGCUACUCCGUGGAGAACAGCCACGAGUGGAAGGUCUUGCAAGUCCCACGGGCAGCCAGGAAGGAGGUCCUGGACCUGCGCCCUGGCGCCCGCUACCUGGCCCAGGUGCGAGCCCAGCCUGGUGGGCCGUGGUACCAGGGCAACUGGAGCGCCUGGUCCAAACCUGUGGUGGUUGAUGCCAUGGCUGAUGCGGACUGGAUCAUCCCAAGCGUUGCAGUGGUGCCRCUGCUCUUCACGGGAAUGCUCCUGGGGCUGAGGUGCACCUUCCCCUCACUGUACAGCAAUGUGAAGGAGAAGCUCUGGCCACCUGUCCCAGACCUGCACCGUGCGCUGGGCAACUUCCUCAACGAGAGCAGCAAGCACAGCCAGGCCAAUGCCUUCUACAAGCAGCCCUCGGAGGACGCCGUGCAGCCCUGCCUGCUGGAGGUGCUGCCAGGCUGCCGGCGGGGCCCGCCGUGGGGCUCUGCAGAGCGCCCCGCGCCCACCACGGACAUCGCCAACCAGUCCUAUCUCCUCAUGAGCGGCUGGGAGCCGCGGGGGCCGCCCUGA
Molecule: messenger RNA, 1791 nt
Organism: Nothoprocta perdicaria
Lineage: Eukaryota; Metazoa; Chordata; Aves; Tinamiformes; Tinamidae
Gene: MPL
Product: MPL proto-oncogene, thrombopoietin receptor
Exons: 13
Coding region: 1-1791 (596 amino acids)
Biological process (GO): immunoglobulin mediated immune response; cytokine-mediated signaling pathway
Cellular component (GO): external side of plasma membrane
Molecular function (GO): protein binding; cytokine receptor activity
Source: RefSeq, a predicted model, not a curated record